This is a messenger RNA of Pan troglodytes (chimpanzee), 2642 nucleotides long. RefSeq names its product coiled-coil domain containing 170 (gene CCDC170). Bases 281 to 2455 code for a protein of 724 amino acids. The record is from RefSeq and is a predicted model, not a curated record. Gene Ontology annotation, cellular component: Golgi apparatus. Gene Ontology annotation, molecular function: microtubule binding. The transcript has 11 exons. Gene Ontology annotation, biological process: microtubule cytoskeleton organization. NCBI's taxonomy places the organism in Eukaryota, Metazoa, Chordata, Mammalia, Primates, Hominidae.
GGGAGGACAGACCCUUAUCCCCGCCGACUCCCCCAAGUCGCCCUGGCAGCGUCGGCCGCUCAGUUGCAGGCCCUCGCCACGGAGGCCACGCUCGGGGGUUCGGGGUCCACCCCGGCCUCCUGCGGCCGGGCCACCCUACUCGCGCGCAGCCGGGCGCCGCCGCGUCCCGGCGGUGUUUACCCGUUGCCCGAGGAGACACCCGCGCCACCGCCGGCUCCCGGCGCCGCCGCUUCCUCAGGGCCGGUUCCGGGUCCGAGCGCGCCCCCGGGCUCGGGUCGUCAUGAGCCGCGGCCGCUCCUCUGGCUCCGGGAGCCUGGACUGCACCAGCCAUAUCGCGCUGGGUGCCGCUUCGCCAGCGCCCGAGGAAACUUACGAUCAUCUUUCGGAAGUCCCGGUCACGCGGGAGCAGUUAAACCACUAUCGGAAUGUGGCUCAAAAUGCUCGAAGUGAACUUGCAGCAACUUUGGUCAAAUUUGAAUGUGCUCAGUCUGAGCUUCGAGACCUCCGAUCCAAGAUGCUUUCUAGAGAAGUCUCCUGCCAAGAAUUGAAAGCUGAAGUGGAGAGCUACAAGGAAAACAAUGCCAGAAAAUCAUCUCUCCUUACCUCUUUGAGAGACAGAGUUCAGGAGCUAGAAGAAGAAUCAGCAGCACUUUCCACUUCUAAAAUCAGAACAGAAAUCACAGCUCACGCUGCAAUCAAGGAGAACCAGGAAUUAAAGAAGAAAGUUGUAGAGUUAAAUGAAAAAUUACAAAAGUGUUCAAAAGAAAAUGAGGAGAAUAAGAAACAAGUUUCAAAGAAUUGCAGGAAACACGAGGAAUUUCUGACUCAACUGCGUGACUGCUUGGAUCCAGAUGAGAGGAAUGACAAGGCAUCAGAUGAAGAUUUAAUUUUAAAGCUUAGAGACCUGCGCAAAGAAAAUGAAUUCGUGAAAGGACAAAUUGUUAUUCUUGAAGAGACUAUAAAUGUCCAUGAGAUGGAAGCAAAAGCUAGCAGAGAAACGAUCAUGAGGCUGGCUUCAGAAGUCAACAGAGAGCAGAAAAAAGCUGCCUCCUGUACUGAAGAGAAAGAGAAGCUGAACCAGGACCUGCUCAGUGCUGUAGAAGCAAAAGAAGCUCUUGAAAGGGAAGUUAAGAUCUUCCAAGAAAGGCUGCUUGCUGGCCAGCAGGUCUGGGAUGCCUCAAAGCAGGAAGUGAGCCUCCUGAAGAAAAGCUCUUCUGAGUUGGAGAAGAGUUUGAAGGCCAGUCAGGAUGCAGUCACAGCCUCACAAAGCCAGUACUCCUCAUUUAGGGAGAAAAUCGCAGCCCUCCUUAGGGGCAGAUUGAGCAUGACUGGGUCCACUGAGGACACCAUUUUGGAGAAGAUUCGAGAAAUGGACAGCCGGGAAGAAAGCAGGGACCGGAUGGUCUCCCAGCUUGAAGCCCAAAUAUCUGAGCUUGUUGAACAGUUGGGAAAGGAGUCUGGGUUUCACCAGAAAGCUCUCCAGAGGGCCCAGAAAGCAGAGAAUAUGUUGGAGACUCUUCAGGGUCAGCUGACACACCUGGAGGCAGAGCUGGUUUCUGGAGGUGUUUUGCGAGACAACUUGAAUUUUGAGAAACAAAAAUAUCUUAAAUUUCUGGAUCAGCUUUCUCAGAAAAUGAAGUUGGACCAGAUGGCUGCCGAACUUGGCUUUGACAUGCGGCUGGACGUGGUUUUAGCUCGAACAGAGCAGCUGGUUCGUCUUGAGAGCAACGCAGUCAUUGAGAACAAGACCAUUGCCCAAAAUUUGCAGAGAAAGCUAAAGACACAGAAAGAGAGACUGGAGAGCAAGGAAUUACACAUGAGCCUCCUCCGGCAGAAAAUAGCCCAGCUGGAGGAGGAGAAGCAGGCACGCACGGCCUUGGUGGUUGAGAGGGACAACGCGCAUCUUACCAUCAGGAACUUGCAGAAGAAGGUAGAGAGGCUGCAGAAAGAGCUGAACACGUGUCGAGACUUGCACAUCGAGCUCAAAGCCAAACUGGCCGACACCAAUGAACUGAAGAUUAAAACUUUGGAACAGACUAAAGCCAUUGAAGAUCUAAACAAAUCCAGAGACCAGCUGGAGAAGAUGAAGGAGAAAGCUGAGAAAAAGCUCAUGUCCGUCAAGUCAGAACUGGAUACCACAGAACAUGAGGCUAAGGAGAAUAAAGAAAGGGCCAGACACAUGAUAGAAGUGGUAACCAGUGAAAUGAAGACACUAAAAAAAUCUCUGGAAGAAGCAGAAAAGAGAGAAAAGCAGCUGGCAGACUUCAGGGAGGUGGUGUCGCAGAUGCUAGGCUUGAACGUGACCAGCCUUGCUCUUCCUGAUUAUGAAAUCAUCAAGUGUCUUGAAAGAUUGAUCCAUUCACAUCAGCAUCACUUUGUUACCUGUGCCUGCCUCAAAGAUGUGACUACUGGGCAAGAGAGGCACCCACAAGGCCAUUUACAGCUUCUUCAUUGAACACUGUAUCUCUUGAGAGAGGUGGCCAUAAGACAUGGGACACAAUUCCCAAUUUCACAAAUUCCUCAUGUCUUUGAGAUUUGAUCAGUUUGUGAAUAUUUUAUGCUUUGAUGAUAUAGUGAGAAUGCAUCACUUGCAAAAACGAUCUCAAAAGUGUCAGCCUUAGAUAAACGUUCAGCAUUAAAAA